Gavialis gangeticus (Gharial) is the source of this 1190-nucleotide messenger RNA. RefSeq names its product LYR motif containing 1 (gene LYRM1). The transcript has 4 exons. Gene Ontology annotation, cellular component: mitochondrion. The record is from RefSeq and is a predicted model, not a curated record. The coding region runs from base 489 to 902 and encodes 137 amino acids. Lineage: Eukaryota; Metazoa; Chordata; Crocodylia; Gavialidae.
GCCAUAUCGUUCCUCUGAUCUGCACAUUGAUAACAGGAGUUUGCAAAACAGAUUGAAGGCACGAUAUAGUCCAGUGUCUAGUUUUGACCACACUUUGGUAAAACACUAAUCACAGCAUCCAACAGAUGCAUACCUGGAAGCUGGAAAUGUGCCACAGCUGGCCCACAUCCAAGCACUGAUUCUAAGAAUUGUCCAAGUUUAGUCUGCAAUCCAUCGUUUAUACUACUGAUUUUUUUAGACCCACCUUAGUACUUUUCACGGUUCUCUUGCUGUGAACAUCACCUGAGCAAUUUUUCAGCCAAAACAACAGCAAAAAUAAAUCAUGCUCUUCCUGAUGACAGAUGCCUGUGGUUAACCUCUGUGGGUCAGAUGCUACAAUUUAAAAAAAAAAACAAUAGUAUAAAUUAAACAGUGGGUUUGACUGACUACCACGACAGGGAUGUUAGUGGUACAGUGGUGUAACAUCUUCCGACUUGCAUUCAGUGGGCAUGCAAAACGGUCAUAACAUGCAUACUAAGGAGACAAGUAGCAAGAUGACACCAGUUACAAGACAAGAAGUUCUUGGCCUUUACCGCAAGAUAUUCCGAAUAGCCAAGAAAUGGCAAUCUGUAUCAGGACAGAUGGAGGAUACUAUUAAAGAGAAACAGUACAUCAUAAAUGAAGCCAAAACAUUAUUUCAAAAAAACAAAAAUUUAACCGAUCCAGAGGUGAUUCAUCAGUGUAUAGAAGAAUGCAAAGCAAGAGUAGAAAUAGGACUACACUAUAACAUCCCCUAUCCACGACCUAUUCAUCUUCCUCCUAUGGGUCUUGCCCAGAAACAUGGUCGUGCAUUUCAAAAGCAAGAGAAGCUGAGGAAGCUUUCCAAGCCAGUCUACCUGAAAUCCUAUGAUGAAAUUUCAUAAGCUACCAUCCUGCUGUGAGGUGUGCAAUUGUGGACAUUGACCCCAAGACAUCUCUUGUGCACAACUGUGAAUUAAACUAUUAUGUGCUUGAAAUUUGCUUCCAUUUCUCCUGAGGCCGGAAGCCUAGCUGAUUCAGAACACAUGAUGAAUAAGGAUGUAUGUAAACUGCCUUGCGUUUAUAACAUUCAACCACUGACUCGUCAAUAAAAGUAACAGCUUUUAAGGAAUGCGUUGCAAUAUGAAGAUUACUUUGUGAAGUCAGGAUAAAGCAUGGAGAUUUUUUAAUUG